Molecule: messenger RNA, 22731 nt
Organism: Verticillium nonalfalfae
Lineage: Eukaryota; Fungi; Ascomycota; Sordariomycetes; Glomerellales; Plectosphaerellaceae
Exons: 4
Coding region: 1-22731 (7576 amino acids)
Source: RefSeq, a predicted model, not a curated record
AUGAUGCGAGAUUCUCGUCGGCGGAGCCCGACCGAGAGCUCCCGGCGACGGAGAAAAGAGCGUCGCAACUCGCGCGACAAGAUCGAGCUCGUCUCCGCCCCUAGCGCCAGCGAGAGCGCGACCCGAAGCAUGGAGAUGCCAGGGCCCAUGCCUGGUAGCAUGCCAGAGGACCCCGCGCCCCGGGUGACCGAGACAUCGCGCGCGCCGCCCGAGACGUCGUCUUCGCGAUCCCACCCACAGCUGCCGUCGCAGUCGCAGUCGCAGUCGCAGUACCAGUACAAUCGCCAGUAUCACGACCAGGCCCAGACACCACAGCCUCAGUACCAGUCUGCCUACCAACAGCCGCUGCCGCAACAGUCUCCGUACCAGCAACAACAACAACAACAACAACAACCACAGACCUACCAGCCUCAGCAGUCGUCGUUCCAGCAAUACCCCCAGCAGUACCAGCAGUAUCCGCAAAAUCAGUAUUCUCAACAGCACCAGUCGCCUUCUCAAUACCCCGCGCAUCCACAAGCGCCUUACUAUGGCGAACCCGUGCAUUCGUAUCCCAAUGGACGUGCCCGAAACUCGGACAGCUCCUCCGACACAUCGUCCUCGCUGCUCAACGUCUCACGCCGGAGCCCAAAGCACGCCAAGGCAGGCAGCGUCUUCACCACCUUCUUCCGCAGCCCUUCCGAGCAGCGCCACCGCCGUCGCCAGAAGAAGAAGAACACGCGCUUCAUGUCCUUCGGCGCCAACUCAUCGUCCUCUUCCCUCGACUCGGACCUCGCCUAUGGACGUGGAUACAUCCCUCGCGAGGGCGGCAGCCUGGCGAGCGGCAGCCGUCGCGUGAGCCCUGGCCCCAACGGAAAGGGAAGCCAGUACAGCCAGAGCACUCGUCGAACACCCAUCGCCGAGCUGCACCGCCCUCCUCUCUCUGUUCGUGGUGGCAAAGCCGAACAGGCCAAGACAGACGAGGAGAUCCUCGCCAUCGGCCGCCAGCUCUCUGAUAUUGCGCGCAAGCAGAACGAGGCUGAUCUACGUGCUUCCGGCAAGGUGCGCCCUUCCACGUUGGUCGGCGCCGCCGCCGCUCUGAGUGCUUUCAGUCGUUCGAGGACCAAGGAUAGCUCCAAACGGGGCAUCGGCAGCUCCCGGCCUGGGCGUGACGACGAGGACUCUGACUGGGAGUCUGCGUCUGACGACGAUGACUCCUCGUCAAGCGACGAUGCUGACCCUGGACUCGUCUACGGCUCGACCGCCAACCUGCCUAGCUCACUGGGGGCACCAGCCAGUCAAGCAGCGCAUGAUGGGAACCGGAACCAUGCUGUGGACCCCAGCCUUUUUGGACCUUACAACUCCCUCCGGGGCUCAGUGACGCCGAUCCCGUUUGCGCAGCCCUCUCAUGUCUACAACUCUCCGCGCCACCAGUCCGAGGAGCCAAAGGCCGAUACCCCUUCGUCGUCGUCAAGGAUCGGCAAGCAGCCCAUGCAGCAUGUCUAUGCUAUCCCAACCUCGGAUCCGAACAACUUCGAUAUUGACCGCGGAUCGAUCAUCUCCUCUCGGCACACAGCAUCCCAGUCCUCACGCCCCCCUCCCGUGCCGCUGCAGCAGCCCAUCCCCGUGGCCCCCGUCUCGUCCAAAGUCUAUGCAACCGAGAAGCUCGCGGAUGAGGACCGCCGCAGGGAACUCCGCGGCGAACGUAGGCACACCGACGGUGGCAGCCUCGCCGGUGCCGCCGUUGCUGGCGUUGCGGCUGCGGCUAUAGGCGCAGCGGUGGCCUCGAGCCGGAAGGACUCUCGCGAUGUUCGCGACAGUCGCGACGUCCGAGACCCUCGUGACCCUCGCGAUCAUCGAGACUCGCGUGACUCUCGCGGCGCCCGCGACUCGCGUGACUCUCGCGGCGCCCGCGACUCGCGCGACUAUCGUGAUUAUCCGCGUGAAGAUCGGCACCAGGAGCGUCGCUCAGGCCGGACCGACUACCCGGAAAAGACGGAGCGUGAUGAUUACGCUCGCGCCGAUAAGGACAGCCGUCGCCGUUCCCACCGGGACAGCAAUGUCAAGGUAAUCGACGAGCGGGACCAGACGUCUUCUCGACGGGAAAAGGACCCUUCGUACGACUCACAGCUCACGAGAAGACACACCGCCCCCGUUGACCAACGUGACAAAUCCUAUAAGCUGCCGAAAGGAGACGAAAUCCGGGUUGAGCUUGAUCAAGAGAAAGACCCUCGCCACCAGGACGAGCUUCGUCGAGCUCGGCGUGAAGAGGCUCCGGCUGCCACCAAGGAGGAGCGACGCAGGUCGAGACCUGAGCAACAACCGGUAGAACUGCCCCCAGAGAACCAGCGAACUGCCUUGACCGAAACCCCCGCCUCACGAGCUCCUAUUGACCCUUUCCAGUUUCAGGUUGCCGACGAUGCCUUCGCGACGCCCAAGCACGCGACACCCACAAGGCCCUUGACACCCCAGGUCUUUACCAUUGACCGCGAACCCGAUUUUGGCGACUCCAAGCCCCGGAGCGGUCCGUCCGAGGACACGAGGCUGAGCCGAAAGGACUCGUUCGAGAUUGAGCAGCGCAUGGAGCUCGAUCGCAAGGGAUCUCGCUCUCGAUCCAGGACUCCGGAACCCCGACGCCGCCACGCCUACGAAGAGGAGGAGCAUGCCGCUAGGUCCAUUUACGAGGAGGCCAAGCAUGCGACGGCGCCUGUUGCCGUUGCCGCCUUUGCCUCGGCCAUCGCCAUCGAGCAGCAGCGCUCUCGCGAGCGACAUCGUGACGAUUACGACGAUGACGGAUCGCGCCGGCGGACGGGGGCCGACCGAGAUGUCGUUCAGGAGGAGGCUGACCGCUACUACCGCGAAUCUGUCAUAGCCCGCAAGAUUGCCGAAGAUGACCUUCGAUCGCGCAGCGCAUCCCCCCACGACAAGUCUAUCGUCGACAAGUGGCAGGAAGACAAAGAGCCAGCUACCAAGGAGAUUGCCAUCGUCACGCCGCCUGAGAUGGACCACCCUCACGACAAGAGUCCUUACGACGCCCCAAACGCCGAUGUCCGCAUCGACCAUGUCAUCAAGCCCAAUGAGCUUUCACGGUUCCGUGUGCCAGCUGACGAACUGUACGUCGACACAGCAACUGUCUGGAAGUCCCGCGAUCCGUCUUGCGAGCGAGAUCGCCCCUUGCUCAACCUCGUUCUCCCCACACCUCAUGUCACGCCAAGUCCCACCCCGAAUCCCGAGACGCAGAGUAGGGCCGCCCCGAGAGAGGCUGAUAAGCAGCAAAGUCAGUCUAGUGAGACAAGGUCUACGCCGCCGGACAUCAUUAUCGGACCUCGCGGAGAGAUCAUCCAGACACCAUCUACUCCAAAAUCUGUCACCUGGGGUGAGAACGAAACCAAACGCUUCGAGGUUGAGAGCCCUGAGCCGCCUGAGAAAAAAGGGGGCUCCCGCAUCAGCACCACCACUGGCUGGGGGGUUGUUGCCGCGGCUGUCGCCGGCAGCGUGGCAGCGAGUUCCGACGGAAAACCCUCGAGGAACGGCGACGACAGAGGCCGCGGCUGGGAUGACCCGUCUCGAUCACGAACGUACGAGGUCGUCGAUGCGCGACCUUCCUGGGAUGAUGCCGAUGCCCCUCCCAUCCCUGGACCUAAGCCCCGCAGCCCCAGUCCUAGCGGGCGUAAUCCGACUAUGCCGGGUGGCUUUGGCGACGAUGCGGAAUUCACCAGCAUCAUGGCCGCUGGUCUUCAAGAUUCUGGAUUUGACCCAAAGAUUGUCACUCAGAACCCUGCCUACAGCAGGAGGAGCUGGGAUGAUACAUCCAAGCCGAGGUCCGACGUCGGAACCAAGGGCCAAUCCUCUUGGGACGACAAGGACGCUUCCUGGGUCCCUGAGACGAAGAAGACGCGUAGUUCCAGUACCGGUCCGCGACGGGCUCGUGCUUCUGGUGGCUAUGGCGACGAUGUCGAAUUUGCGUCCGUUUUGGCUGCAGGGCUGCAAGACACCGGCUUUGACCCGAACAUCGUCAUCGACGACCCCACCUACCGCAGGCGCGACAGCCCUCCCGGCUCUAACGAGCCCGGCUUGUAUCACAGGCCCUACGCGGAAACCGUGUCUGAUCUCGGUGUCGUGGCUGACGCGAUCCCCCGCGGCCCGCUCCCUGAAUCUGGCAUGGUCCUGGGUGAACUCACCGAGACCCCUGUCCAGGAGACCGCUCCAGCUGUUGACGGUUGGGAUACUCCCUCGAAGCUGUCGAAGAAAGACAAGAAGAAGCGUGACAAGGCUUCCAAGCGACAGAGCACGGACACCUUUGAUGAGCCUCUUCCUGCAGCCGAGCCAGCACCCGCUGAUGACCUUUCGCGUGACAUCGUUCCCGAAUCCAUCUCUGAACCUGUCGCAGACCAGGAGGACUUGUCCAAGCUCAGCAAGAAAGAACGGAAGAAGCGCGAGAAGGCUCUGGCUAAGGAAGUUGUCAUUGUCCAGGAUGACGUCCCCUCAACAGCUCUCGAGACCGACCUGCCGGCCGCCCAGCCUGCCGACGUGGCCGCUGAAGAUGAGUGGGCUGCGCCGUCAUCGUCAUCCAAGAAGAAGAAAAAGAAGGGAAAGAAGUCUACGGAUACGCCAGACGAGACGGAGGACCAGCGCGUGGCUGUUCCUGUUGACGCCUUUGAGGACUUGCAAUCAACUACGCGCGAGGCCGAGCCCGUGCUCGACGAGUUUGAUACACCCAAGAAGUCCAAGAAGAAGUCGAAGCGGGAUUCCCUCAUAUAUGACUCGCCUUCCGGGGCCGUCUCUGAGGUCUCUGUCGGUGGCACUCGGACCAAGAAGUACCACAAGCGCGACUCUACGGUCUACGACUCGCCGUCGGGGGCCGUGUCCGAAGUUUCCGUCGGUGGAACACGCAGCAAGCGAUCUUCCAGGCAGGACUCGCUCUACGACUCUCCCUCCGCGGCGGUCUCUGAGGUCUCAGUCGGAGGUACCAGGAGCAAGAAGGACAAGCGCAAGAGCGCAGACUAUUCUCUCGCGGAUGAUUAUGCGGACGACAAGCCGGGCGACCCGCCGGAUCGAGGCGGCCGUUCAUUCAUAGACGAUCGCGACGUCACCUCUGUCGUGUCCGACCCGGCCUCCAAGUACGAUCGCCACGAACGGCGAUCCAACGGGACCCGGUACGACGAUGGCGAUGAUACAAGGUCGAUUGCUUCAUUCGCGUCAGCGCCCGACGGCCGUAAACGGAGCAGCAAAGACGGCAAGCGCAAGGAGCCCGAGAAGAAGAGCAGCGGGUUCUUCGGCCUCUUCAACCGCAGCAGCACAGAGGUGAAUAAGAAAUCUGACAGUCGUAAAGACGAGCAGUCUUUUUUAGAUAAUGCCGGCACCCUUGGCGCGGGUGUCGGCUUGGCGGGCGCGGCGGCUUAUGCCGCGUCCCGCCGGAAUGCUGCCGGUGCUUUCUCUUCGGAGGACGUUGAACCCAAAGACCGACCGACCGGGUCUGCAUCUAGAGAUGUUGACUAUGUGGAUCCCGAGAUUGUUCACCGGACCAUCAAGCCUGCCAUCGAUCCCCAGUACGGCGAUCUGCUACCUCUGCCGCCGAGCGAGCCCGGCUCGCCCAGGAAGGAUGAGUCAGAUGAGGAGCUCCCUGCGCUGCCAGACAGCCGACCGGAGACGCCUCCCGAGGAGCGCAACAAGUUGCGUCAAAAGCCGUCGCACACCCGCAGGAGAAGCGCCGUGGACACGCCCAGCAAGAGCCCCAGCCGCACCGCCAUUCCUAUUCAGCUGCGACUGGGCCAGCGGUCCAACCCGUCUUCUCCGGCAUACCACAAAUCAUCGCCCGUCGCCUCUCCCAUUGCCGCGCCCGUGCCUGAGCCUACUACACCCAGGAGGCCGACUUCGUGGGACAACAGCCGUGAGAUUAAGCCACUCUAUCUUCUUGAGCAUGCGCGCCAGGGCCAGAUGGACCCUGAGGUUGACCUACCCGAGCUGCCGCCCAGCGAGGCAUCGUCGCGCGAAUCACCCUCGCCGUUCGCUCAAACCGAUGACGAUCUCGCCGCAUGGGACGUGUUGUAUCCCGAGGAGCAUGGCCUGCGACUUGACACUGAUAUCCCUGAAGCUUUGCUCAAGGACCGCGCAGGAUCCCAGGAAUCAACCCCCAAAGCUACAAGGCGCGAGCUCGAUGCCGACGCCAUCUAUCCUCUGGCCCUCGAUGACGCGCCCCUCCCUUCUUCGCAAGCAAAAUCUCUUGACUCGAUGGUCUCUCAGGAUGAUCUCAUCGACCUCCCUCCUCUACCCAGUCACCCUAGUGGUCCAGAUUCCGAACAGGAACCGGGCCCUGUCGAGCCAAUGUCGAAGGACCGGAGCUCGUAUCUCCUUCACUCGACGCCCCCGUCUCUCCGCGACAUUGCUGAGCGGGACUGGUCGAGGACAUCUCCUGACCAGUCACCGAGCCGAGAUGCCGCGGUGGACGUUCAGGACGGCGAGAAGAAGAGGAGUUCUGGUCUCUGGGGUGCGGCUGCUGGCGUUGCCGCCGGCGGACUUGCCGCGCUGGGGCUCUUCGGUUCUUCUGACAAGAAGGCCGAAACCCCUGCGACAGAGGACGACAGGAAGGACGAGACGGCCGAAGCCCAGGACGAGUGGGCCUCGACUCCGUCAAAGAAGAAGAAGGGCAAGAAGGGCAAGAAAGCAAAGGAGGAGGUCGCUGAAGAUGUGUUCACGCCUGUGCCUGAGGACCUUUCCACUCCAGUCCCGGAGGUCCUUUCUGCUCCUGUUCCUGAGCCGGACAUCGUCCCCGCGCAAUCUGCCGAUGACGUCGGUGAGACUAAGGCCUCGAAGAAAUCGAAGAAGAAGGGCAAGAAGAAUGCAUCCGCGGAACCCGAACCCGAAAGCGCGGCUCCUUUGGAGACCGUAGAGGAGACCCCCCGUGCUGUUCCGGAAGAGCUGCCCAAUUCUGAACCUCCUGUGGAAGACGUGGUUGCGAUCGACGUGUCGGACGCAAUUGCUGAGGCUGCCGCUCCGGCCGCGGAAAAUGUCCUCGACGAGCCCAAAUCUGCCAAGAAGAAGAAGAAGAAGGGCAAGAAGUCGCAAGCGCUGGACUCUGAGCUCCAAGCACCGACAGAAGUCGUGGAUGAGAGCUCUAGAACCAUCUUGGACUUGGACGACGCCCCUGCAGCAGAGAUCCCCGCCGCUGAGACGAUUCCUGCUGAACCUCCUCUUGGAAACGCUGCCGUUGCCGAAGUUGUGCCGGAAGCCGCCAUCACUGAAGCCAUCAUUCCAGUUGGCGAGGAACUUGUCGAAGAGCCAAAAUCUUCCAAGAAGAGCAAGAAAAAGUCGAAGAAGGCGCAGACACCAGAACCGGAGCCCACUGUCGAAACCGCAGUGGUUGAUGACGCUCCCGAGCCGACCCCAGAUGAAUCCAUCGCUGCUGAUCCUCUUGCUGCCAACGUCGUUCCCGACGCGGCCCCUCAGACUGCCGACGACACAUUCGAAGAGCCCAAAUCCACCAAGAAGGGUAAGAAGAAGGGCAAAAAGGCGCAAAUCUUGGAGCCUGAGCCAGAACAGCCCAUCGAAGACAACAUCAAAGCCGUUUCCGAUGAGACCCCACUUGAUGGAUUUGUUGAGUCCACGGCUCAGCCUGUUCUCGAGAUGCAGCCUGAGCCAACUUCUACUGCGGAGAUUGCACCUGAUACUUCUGCUCCGCCUCCUGAGGACAGCUUCGAGGAGCCCAAACCCACAAAGAAGAGCAAGAAGAAGGGCAAGAAAUCACAGUCUUCGUCAUGGGAUGUUGAUGAGCCGCAAGCCGCAGCCGCGGAGGAGAUUUCCAAGGCCUUGCCUGACGAGCCCCUCGCCGGAAUUGUCGAGACACCCGAGGAGCCAGUCACCCCGGCGCCAGAAGACGCCCCCGAGGAACCGAAGUCUUCCAAGAAGAGCAAGAAGAAAGGCAAGAAGGGCUUAUCGCUGGAUGCUGACUUGCCUGUCGAGCCGGUGGAGGAUAUCUCACAAGCCUCUUCCCAAGAUGCUGUUGCUGGUGAGCCUUUCACUGACGAUGCCUUGACUGAGCCAUCUACACCCUUGGCUGGCGAUGCCCUCGAAGAGACCAAGUCAUCCAAGAAAAGCAAAAAGAAGGACAAGAAAACGCCCACCUGGGAUGAUGACUGGGCUGCCGACGCAGGGGAACAGAGCACCGUUAAAGCACCUGCGGAGGAGAUUUCUGCCGAGGCACCCAUUGCCACCGAUGUUGUACCCGAAGUUCCUGCCGUUGAGGCUAUUGGAGGCGCCCCCGCUCCAGCGAAGCUGUCAAAGAAGGACAAGAAAAAGGCUAAGAAGAACCAAGGUGCAGAUCUAGACUGGGCGGAAGCAACAGACGACUCUAUUGUCAAAGCCGAGGAACCCGUGGUUGAGGAUUCGAUCACUGCGGCUGCCUUGCCCGAGGUGUCUGUUGCUGAGCCCAUAGAGGAGCCCCCUGAACCUGCGAAGCUGUCCAAGAAGGACAAGAAGAAGGCCAAGAAGAACCAAUCUUGGGAAUCUGACUGGACAGCGGAUACGCCACAGGAGAGCACUGCGACGGCAACCGAUGUUGAAGCCCCCGUGGUGCAGAUUGAAGGAGAGACCCCCGACCUUGGGCUUGAGACUCCACUUGACAGCACGACCGCAUUUGACGAGCCAGACGCUGGCUCGAAGAAGGGCAAGAAGAAGAAGAAGGGGAAGAAGGCAACAUCUCUGGAUGAAGAGGCCACUUCGGCAGUCCUUACCGAGCCCGUUCCCGAGGCUAUCCUCGCGGACGAGCCCGCCAACCAAGACGACAAUGUUUCUACCGGCUCAAUCACCCCCACGGGCCUCUCCGCAUCGUACAAGCAAGACGAGGCGAUGCUAGCUUGGGAAGAUGCCCUCGACGACCACUCUGCCAUCAAAUCUCCGCCUCAAGCCGCCCAAGGCCUCGGCAAUGAGCUACGACAAGCCGACGAUCCUGCCCCCGACGACGCUUCCGACAUCUUCUUUGACGCCGAGGACGAAGCGAGAGCGCUGUCCAGAGCUGCGACACCCGCCAACGCCGACUUCAAUGCCCAGGCCAUGCUGAACGAGACGACACCGGAGGCCAAGCCGCCUGCUCCGGACCCAUGGGCCGACGAAACAUUUUUUCUACCCCCAAAGAAGAGCAAGAUCAAGGGUAAGAAAAAGACGUCCCUCCGCGAGGCCGCCCCCCCAGCCGAGGCCGAGCCGAGUGCUUCCACCGAAGCGCCGCCUGUUGAAGACCCCCCUUUGGCCGCCUUUGGUAGCCAGCCACUGCCAGAGAGCCAGGCUGAUGCGGAUGCGCUUCAACAGAACCCUCCUUUUACGGAUGAGCCCCAACUUGGAGACGUGCCCGUUGCCACGGAUGAAACGACCAACGAAGGAGACUGGGGCUCCACGGCGAUCACGAAGCAGAGCAAGAAGCAAAAGAAAAAGGGCAAGAAGGGAUCUGUUUCGGAGCUGGGCCAGGGCAACAACCAAGACGACGCCUCGCGGGAUCUUGCAUCUUCUAUCACUAUGGGCGGGGACGACAGCCCGCUUCCUGUACCUGAGUCACCAGUUGACCAUGUUGAAUUGACACCUACGGUUUCUACUGCAGACAAGACCAAGAAGAACAAGAAAAAGGCGCGCAAGUCGGUCACGUUUGACCUGGACACGGGCAAGACUUCUGAUGCCGUUGGGCCGGUCGUGACAGGCGACCAAGAUGGUCAGGACCAGGAUAUGCUGUCCUCCAGCGGCGGCGGCGGCGGCGGCGACGACAAUGUGAGCUCGGGCCCGGCCGUUGGCGGAAUUAGUGGCAUCGCCGAGGCGACCCUCCCCGAGACUAGUACCGAGUGGUCCGCGGGCGUGGGCGCCGAUUCUGGCUCAGCCGAUAACGGCGGUGAACAUGAGCGGCAGCAGCGCGAGGUUUUGCCCCUGCACGCAAUAACAGAUGCAACAGGCGGUGAGGCUGGCGCAGCGGGUAAAGAGCUCAGCUCCACGGACCAGGCCGCAGCCACUGACAGGGCGGCGGACCUGGCGGGAGAUCUGGCCCCGUCCCGCCCCUUCGCAGACGACAAUUGUCUUCUUCAUGCAGAUGACGCGCCGCUGUCCGGGGAGGCAAGUGGCCCAACCUCCAAUGACGACAAAUCAACAGGGGACACGCGAGGCACGGAUGCCCAAACGGUGGAUCCAGCCCUCACCGACUCGACCCUGGAGGUUGGUGCCCCACAGGAGCUCCCGGGGCCGGUCUUGGCGCUCGACAAUACUACUCCCGACGAACCCCAGGUCGUGAGCUCCCAUGUUGCUCCCGAGGCAGAAGUCACUUUCGUGACAGAAAAUUCAGCUACCCUUCCAGAAGGUGAUGACAUGGCCGUGCCGACGAUUGUGAAGCCCGACGACGAGUGGGCUGAGACGCCGUCCUCCAAGAAGAAGGCCAAGAAGGGCAAGAAGAAGGCGGCUGCUGCUUCUUCCGCCUGGGGCGAUGAGUCCGAAUCUGCCCAGCAACAACCAGAAGAAGUCAAGAGCAUCGACGAUUUUUCAGUGUCAACACCUUCACAAGAUGAGCCUGUCUCAUUACCACAACCCGCAGAGCCUGAGGGCCCGGCACUCGAUGACCCUGUCACUGCUCCCACACCAGCAGCUGAUGAUGAUGAGUGGGCUCUGCCAGCGUCCGGGAAGAAGAGCAAAAAGAACAAGAAGAAGAAGGGAUCCGCCAUAACCUCGGACGAGCCGGUGCCGGAGCCGGAGACACCAACACAAACGACUGAAGAAUCGCUUUCGCUCAACCAAUCUUCACCACAGGUCGAGCCUCAACCCCCCACAGCGCCAGAACUCGCCGAGCCUCUCGAGAAUGUUGAACCUGUCCUUGCGGCUGAGGCUGUCGAGGACGAGUGGGCGGCAUCGACGUCUGGGAAGAAGGCGAAGAAGUCCAAGAAGAAGAAGACACUCGCCGUGGAGGAGCCUGAACCCGAGGCUGCAGUUGCACCUGAGCUCGCUCCCCAACCCGAAGCUGAGCGCUCAGUCGAGGAUAUGCAAACUCUUGCUCCUCAAUUGGAACCUUCUUCAGACCUGGUCAAGCGUGCACCUGUGCCAGAGGCUGCUGAUGACGAAUGGGCGUCGCAGCCUGUCGGGAAGAAGGGCAAGAAAAACAAGAAGAAGAAGGAAUCCGCAUCUGCUUCUGACGAACCUACCGCUGAGCCUGCUGCUAGCGAAGUGGUUGACGACAUCCUCGCCAGCGAUUCGGCCGCGCCUGAAAAAACCGUCGACGAGUCUACUGUAGAGGGCCCGUUGCCUGCGACCGAAGCUGUCCCCGUAGCGACUGCGCCAGCCUCUUCUGAGCUAGUAGAGGCUGCCGAGGAUGAGUGGGCCUCACAGCCUGCCGGUAAGAAGAGUAAGAAGGACAAGAAGAAGAAGAAGCAGUCUGCCCUUCAGCCUGACGAUCCGACGCCAGAGGCUGCCGCCGAGGCGUUCGAGGCUGCUGCAGCCGAUCCUCCCGUUGAGACAGAGCCUGUCAAGAUUGAAAUUCCCAUCGAGGCCGAGCCGGCGAUUACGCAGGAUGCCGAAGUCGCGCCGUCUGUUGAUGACUCUGCCUUCGAGACUUCGGGAUCUAAGAAGUCGAAGAAAAACAAGAAAAAGCAGAGUCUUCUCGCGGCUACGCCGGACGAAACACCCGCAGUUCCCGAGUCACAACCUGAGUCGCCCACUGCCACUCCCACUGAAACUGCGCAGGAGCCGGCACAGACUGCUGAUGGCUGGGGCUUCGAAGCUCCCACAAAAAAGAGCAAGAAGGGCAAAAAGAAGCAAGCCGCAGCUCUCGAUGAUCUCGACAGCGCUCUACAGGAAGAUGUCAAGGUUGCUGACGCCGAACCCCCGGCGCUUGAUGAUGCUCCUACCCCUGAUCCUGCUUCUGACGAAAUCCCCUUGGGUGAAUCGACGACUCCUCUAGAUACCCUCUCACGGGACCUGGACACGAGCGCCCCUUUGACGACCUCUCCGAAUGAACCCAUUGAGGAGGUCACCGCGCCAAUCCCAGAAGAGGAGUUCCCAACGACCACGAAGAAAUCCAAGAAGGACAAGAAAAAGAAGAAGGAUCUCGUUGAAGAAUCUGUACCAGAGCCACCACCUGUGUUGGAGGAGCCGACUGUCAUGGAUGAAGUUGUGCCAACUCACCCGCCCCCGGAGGAUGACUCUUUUUUCGCGAGCACCAGCAAGAAGGACAAGAAGAAGAAGAAGGGCCUUCUGGCUGCUGCUGGUCUAGUGGCUGCGGCCGCCUCUAGUGUUGAAGCCUCCCCGCCUUCCAACGACGAUGAAAGCUCCCGCCAAGCGCCCGCCGAGGUACCCGACAACUCCCAAGCAACGACAGAUGUGCCACCAGCGGUCGAAGAGGUUUCCACCCCAGUUUUCGAUGAAGCGCAGCCGACAGAUAUCGUGCCCGAAUCCUUGGACCAGACCGCUGUUGCUGACGACGAGUUCCCUGUCGUCAGCAAAAAGCCUAAGAAGGACAAGAAGAAGAAAGGCAAGUCCGAGCCAGAGGCUGAGCUCGAACCGAAGGUCCAGGCCGAAUCCGAGUCCACUCAGCUCGCCACACUGAGUUGGGCGGAUGACAUCCCUGCUGAGCCUCCGCAAGAGCCUGAAGCCCAGCCAGAACCUUCUGCGGUUGAGCCGGAGGAGGAGCCUGCUCCUGUUGUUGGCAAGAAGUCUAAGAAGGACAAGAAGAAGAAGGGCAAAGGCAACGCUGGCUCGGAGCCUGCAUCUGAGGUCGCGACACCUGUCGAAGACCUCUCACCAUCUCUGGAGCUUCCACCUGUGACUGAGGACCCGGCUCCUGCUGAGGCAGCGCCGGUUGUGUUAGCCGACGCGGCGCCUACUGAUGAGUGGGCGGAGGAAACGUCUACGAAGAAGAAGUCCAAGAAAGACAAGAAGAAAAAGAAGGGCCUUCUUUCGGAUGACCUCGAAACCCCAUCUCCAGAUUCACUCGCCGCACCAACAGAAACCGUUGCCGAGCCUGCCGUUGAUCUUCCUACCGUAACGGAUGAUCUUGUCACUUCGGAGCCUGCUGUCAUCGAGACACCGGCUACAGAGACGCCGGUUGCUGAGACGCCGGUUGCUGAGACGCCUGUAGUUGAUGAAUGGGAAGAGCAAAUUUCCGUGUCCAAGAAGUCAAAGAAGAAGUCAAAGAAGAAUAAGCUUCAGGACGAUUCAGCUCUGGAAUCUGGUGCUGCGACGCCUGUUGAAGAAGUCAGCCAGGAUACCAAGGCUCUCGACUUGGCUACUACCGACGACAUUCCGCCCGAAUCCACCACCGUCGAGAUUCAAGAAGAACAUACCCUCACCCCCGACAAUUCCGCCACCGCCCCCGAAGAGCCCGCCGCAGAUGAUGAGUGGGGCGCAGCGCCGACAAAGAAGUCGAAGAAGGACAAGAAGAAGAAGCGAGCGAGCCAGAUCGAGCCAGAACCCCCCUUCAGCGCCGAUCGAGUGGAAGACCAGGAGUUGCAGCAAAGUCCUCAGGUACGGGAUAGUAGCCAGGAAUCACCUCUCGAUACGGCAGGCGCGAGCCCGCCUGUUGAUGAGGUUUUGCCUGUACCCGAUGUUGCCGUUGAGACGAGCGUUGCUCCUGUUGAGGAUGGCGUUGUCGAAACUGCUGCUGCUCCCGGGGCUGCGGACGAAUGGGCCGACUUUUCGACCUCCAAGAAGGGCAAGAAAAAGAACAAGAAGGGUAAGGGUGUCAUUGAGCCUGAGCCUGAGCUUGAGGUCAUUGCCGAGCCCGCUUCCGAGCCUGUUGUCGCGCCAGCUUCUGAGCCACUCGUUGAGACUGUCCCCCAAGUUGCCGAUCUCACCGAUUCUGCGGUCCCCCCUGUGGAUCCUGCUACGCCUGUGGAUCCUGCUGUUGAAGCUGUCGUGGAGCCUGUCGAUGAGUGGGCUGAGCCGGCAACGUCGAAGAAGAGCAAGAAGAACAAGAAGAAGGGCAAGGCUAUUACUGAGCCCGAACCCGAACUUACUCCGGAGACAAUUGCCGAGCCCGUCCAUGAGCCCGCUGUUGAGCCUACCAUCGAUCCUGUCACCGCGCCCAUCGACCUUAUAACUUCUGAUGUCCUGCCUGCUCAAGACGCUGCGCCUGUGGCUUCCGAACAACCGGCCAUUGAGCCAGUUGACGAGUGGGCGGAGCCCGCGACGACAAAGAAGAACAAGAAGAAUAAGAAGAAAGGCAAGGGCGUCGUUGAGGUCGAGCCUGAGCCUGAACCUGUUCUUCAGUCUGUCACCGAGCUUGCACCUGAGCCUGUCGCCGAGCUCAUAACUGAGCCUGUCGCCGAGCUCGCAACUGAGCCUGUCACCGAAUCUGUGUCUGAACCGGUAGGCACCAUUGCUACAGAUGCACCUGCUGCUACCGAAGAACCAUUGGUGGAGGCUUUUGAUGAAUGGGCCGAAGCCGCCACGUCAAAGAAGGGCAAAAAGAAUAAGAAGAAGGCCAAGGGUGUUGUUGAGACCGAGCCCAAGCUUGAGCCUGAAAUCAUCCUGGAGCCUGUUCCUGAGGUCCUCUCUAAGCCUACUCCCGAACCCGCCGCCGAUUCUCCUGCUGAGCCAGUCGAUCUUGUGACCGCCGAUGUCCCUGUUCCUUCCGAGGAGCCCAUCGCUGAGCCUGCUGAUGAAUGGGCUGAGCUCACGACAACAAAAAAGGGCAAGAAGAACAAGAAGAAGGGCAAAGGUUUAACCGUUGAGUCCCCUCUGGAGCCCGUUGUCGAGCCUGUGCCCGAAGACGCCGUGGAGCCUGUUACCGCGCCUGUCGUAGAGCCGGAAGCCGUCUCCGAGCCUGCUCCUGAGGUGCAAACGGCUAUUGAGACUGAGCUUGUUGCUCCUCUGGAUGAUGGCUCCCGCAACCUCGAUACACUGCCAGCGGAAUCGGGCUCACCCGCCGAGGGUCAGUCGUCUGCUGCCGUUGACGGCUGGGCUGAUUUCUCUUCUUCCAAGAAAAGCAAGAAGAACAAGAAAAAGACUAAGGCCACGGAUGAGCCCGCACCUGCUAUUGCGGAGGAGCUGCCCAGAGCGCAAGAUGAAAUUCGGGAAGCCACUGUGGAUGCCGCUGCCGACCCGAUCGUGGCGGCCGAACCUACCCCUCUUCUUGAGCAGGAGCCUGUUGUUGAUGAGUUCGCCGAUCUUGGUUCGAAAAAGAGCAAGAAGAACAAGAAAAAGGCCAAGAGCCUUGUCUCCGUAGAGCCCGAGAUAACGGCAGAGCUCCAAUCGGAGCCCGCUGACGACGCUGUCGAUUCGACUGCCAUUGAGCCAUCUUCUACCCUUUCAGAUCCAGCGACUGUACUUGAGGAUAUUCCUGUCAUUGAGUCGAGCAUGCCUCUCGACCAAGAUGCGAUCGCUGCCGCGGAUGAGUGGGCUGACUUUGGCACCAAGAAGAACAAGAAGGGCAAGAAGAGCAAAGGCGUUACUUUUGACGACGCCGAGCUCCCCCCCACGACCGACGUCACUGAGCCCUCUCGCGAUAUUGGCUCCGCCGAGCCUGGUCUUCCAGUGGAUGACAACUUGGCCGAAGCGACAGCCAUUCCUGAAGCCGAAGUUGAGCCCGUCACUGAGGCUGAGGUGCCCACAACUACGAAUGAUGAGUUGGCUGAUUCCGGCUCCAAGAACAGCAAGAAGAAGAAGAAGAAGGGCAAUUCUGUUGCUUUCGACGAACCAGAGACCACUGUCGAAACCGCUUCCGAGCCUGUCGUCACCCAGGAUGAGCUUGUCCUUCCUUCGGAACCUACUCCUAUCGAAACCCCGAUUUUGCCGCAAGAGGUCGAAGUCUCUACCGAGCAAGCAUCCCUUACCGAGCAAGCAUCCCUUACCGAGCAAGCAUCCCUUACCGAGCAAGCAUCUUCCGCACCUGUCGACGAAUGGAACGACUUUGGCAGCACCAAAAAGAGCAAGAAAAAGAAGAAGGGCAAGGGCAGUGUUCUUGACGGGCUUGAGCCUGCCACCAGUGCUCCUCUGGAAGCACCUUCGGAAGCUGCCAUUGACACUCAAGCCGUUCCUGAUUCCGUUGAGUCGACUGUCGCCGAAGACAUCACUGCAGAGCUUCUUGCUGUUAUUCCUGACGAAACGGAGGCUUCGACGCCCGUGGACGACUGGGCUGCUGGCAGCACUAAGAAAAGUAAGAAGGGCAAGAAGAAGGCCAAGGGUUCUGCUUUCGAUGAACCCGAGCCGCUUCUCGAACCUGUUGUUGAAGCAACACCCGACGUCAUCGUCGAGGCCCCGGUUGAGGUUGACCCUGUCCCAGCUGCUGAGCCGGAGGUUGCCAACCCCGUUGAUGAAUGGGCUGAGAGCAGCAACAAGAAAAGCAAGAAGGACAAGAAGAAGAAGCGUCAAAGCGCAGCCUGGGACGAUCCCGAACCUAGCACCCCCGCUUCAACUGAGAGCCCUGCUCAUCAAGAAGAGCCAGUCGUUGUUGACGCUCCUCGCGACCUCUCCAUUGAGGCGGAACACGUCACGGCAUCCAGCGAUCUGCCUGCUGCUCAAACCAAGGAGGUCCAGGAGGCUAUCCCUGCUUCCAGCGAACCUAGUGUCGAAGAAGUCGUCGACAAGACCAUCGAGGAGGUUGUGUCUUCACAAGAAACCCCGCAGUCUGUCGAAGAGCCUGCAGAAGACCCCGCAAAUGUCUCCUCUGUCAAAAAGUCCAAAAAGGACAAGAAAAAGAAGCGUGAUAGCCUCGCUCAGUUUGACGAUGCGCCACAGCCCGUCCAAGAAGACGCCGUGCCCACGCCCCAAGAAGAGCCCGUCUUUGAUACGGCAAUUAGCGAGGACCCAGCCGUCGUACCUGAAGUUGUCGAAGAACCCUUCGCCGACUCGUUCUCCAGCAAGAAGUCAAAGAAGGAUAAGAAGAAGGCCAAGAGGCAUUCUCUUAUGAUGGAUUCCGAGCCGGCCACCCCCGCCGAAAGCCCUAUGGCUAUCGAAGAAGCACCAACGACCUAUGCUGAGACGCCUAUCGUCGAGGAGCAGCAGGCCGAUAUCGCGGAGACGCCCGCUGCUGCUGAGGCUGAGCCUUCCAUUGUUGCUAAAGAUGUUAAGCCCAUCGAUCUUGAACUACCUGCAGUCGUCCCGGGGGCUGUCGAAGACAAAGCGAUCGAUCAGCCUCUCGAGCCGGUACAGGCUGUCGACGACGACGCUGACUGGGGUGUCUUUACCGUCCCCAGCAAGAAGUCUAAGAAGGGCAAGAAAGGGAAGGCCUCCGCCGAUACGUCAGAGCCUGUGUCACGAGCAUUGUCACCUUCUCGUGAAUUGGACUCUGCCGCCCUUUCUUCUGUGAUCGAAGGGCCUGAAGCUGUGCCCGAAUUUGUGCCAGAGAUCAGUGAGCCUGCAUUUGAAGAACCUGCACCACAGCCCGAGCCUGUCAUUGAUGACGAGUGGGCCUUGCCUACGAAGAAAAAGAAGGGCAAGAAAGCCAAAGCAGCCGCAGUCUUGGAUGUGGAUAGUCGAGAAACCAGCCUCCCAGUCGAGUCCCCUGCUCUCGAUGAAGUACCAUCCACUGCACCUGAAGUUGUCGACAUCACUGAAGCGACCGAGCAGGCCCCUGUACCAGUUGAGCCAGUUCUUGCCGAGCCAUCGGGUGAACCUGAGCCCGUGGCUGAAGAUGAGUGGGCUCUGCCUUCAUCCAAGAAGAAGAAGAAGGGCAAGAAGGGUCAGGCUGCCGAGACGGACGUUUCUGAGCCGGCCGAUGUCACUGCAGUCGAUGUGGCUACAAUCGAAACUCCGACUGCCACUAGAGAAGCUGACGUGGUUGAACCCAUCGCUCCGACUGCCACUACAGAAGCUGACGUGGUUGAGCCCAUCGAGCCCAGUUGCGACAGCCCGGCACCUGUUGAAGUCAUUCCUGCCGAGCCAUCGGGCGAGCCAGAGCCCGUGGUCGAAGACGAGUGGGCUGCCCCUUCAUCCAAGAAAAAGAAGAAGGGUAAGAAGGGCAAGACGGCUGCAUUUGAAGACGCGGAGCCUACUUCUCGUGCUCUGUCUCCCGUUCAGGACAUUGUUAUUCCGCCAAUGCCUGAGGUUGAGCAGACUGAACCCGCCACCGAUGCAAUUGUUGACUUGCCCGCGUUGGUGCCCGAGCCUGUCGUCGAGGACGAGUGGGCGCCGACGCCGAAGAAGAAGAAGGGCAAGAAAAACAAAGGCGCUGCCAGCUUUGACAGUCCCCAGCCCACGUCCCGCGCCAUGUCGCCUGUGCAAGACAUCAGCCUGCCAGCUCCAUCCGAGACUGAUAUACCUGUGAACACCCCGGCGGCCGAACCUGAGCCUAUUGUCGAGGCCCCGAUGGCUGAUGUUGAGCCCAUCGGCGAAGAUGAAUGGACGCCGCCGGCAUCCAAGAAGAAGAAGGGGAAGAAGGGAAAGGCUGCGGCAGUUUUCGACGUUUCGGAGCCUGUGUCUCGCGCCGUGUCCCCCACGCAUGCUGCGAGCUCCGACGCUUUCGAGAACGCCGAGGCUCGGAACGUGGAAACGAUCGCUUCGUCCGAGACUCCUGCACCCAUCGACGAGACUCUCGCACACGUCGAAUCAGCUCCCACGGAGGACGAAUGGGCGCUUCCCGCAACGACCAAGAAGGGCAAGAAGGGCAAGAAGAACAAGGCUGCUGCAAUUCUUGCUGAGGCUGAACCUCAACCAGAGCCCAUGUCGGCUGCCCCUGCAGAUGACGUGCAGGUCGACGAUGUCAUGGCCGAGCCCACACCCUUUGACUCAGCUCCUGGUCAGCCCGAGCCCGCUGACGACACUUGGGGCGCAACGCCCUCCAAGAAGUCGAAGAAGGACAAGAAGCGCGGCAAGGGCUUGUCAGCGUCCCGUGAGCUGUCGCCUGCCCGCGAGGAGCCCGUUCUCGAACGUACCGAAGAGCCUAUUUCUUCACCGCCAGCCACACCCAAGGCAGAAGACACAUGGGAUGCUCCCACUUCUUCGAAGAAGAACAAGAAAGGCAAGAAGGCUAACAAGCGCAUGCCGGUUGGCUUCGAGGAGUCGUCCCCCAGUGACAGCCAAACACCCACUGAAGCGCCUCGACGGAGUCCCUCGUCGUCGUCCUACUGGGGCGAGCUUGGUGCGGCUGCGAUUGUUGGCGCCACUGCCACUGCCGCUGUGGCCGCCCUCACUGGCAAAGAAGAAGGCGACCCACGCGACAUCGAGCCGGUCGAGAGCUCUCGCGAUGUCGGCGAUACGUAUCUUGAGGGCGGUCUGGAUGCAGGCCCGGGACCGGUCGAAGCGGCAGCCGCCGACGACGACGACGAUGGCUUUGGUUUCACUUCAGGAAUCACUGGCGAAGAGCAGUCGGGCUACUGGAACAACCAGGCAGCAGAAGAGAUGUUCGAUGUCUGGGAGGAGGCCCAGCCGGAGGCCACUCCUACCAAGAGCCAAGUGACAUCGUCUCCGGAUGCUGCCAAGGAGGAGACCUUCGGGAUCACCAUGAGCGAGAUCGCCUCUCCUACUGCCAGCAAGGUCGGUACGCCCAAGUCUGCUGUCGGUAAGAAGAAGAAGGGCAAGAGCAAAAAGUCCAAGUACGAAGACAAGAAGCCGGGCGGUGGUGAUGAUGACCCCUUUGACGACCCCAUCUUAUGGGAGGGAGCGGAUAAGAAGCAUGUGAGUGAGAUUGCCAGCUUCGAGGUUGAGAAGUUCUGGGGCAGCGGUCCAGAGGCGUCGAAAGAUGUGCCUGCCGCGGUGGUAGACGAGGAGACAGUGGAGGACGCCGUGGUGGAGGACACUAUGGAGGGCGUAGCGAUUGCCCCGGUACUGGACACGAAGGAGAACGAGCCUGUCAGCAUUUCAUCACGGGCACUGCAACUCAAGGAGGCGGACGACAAUGACUACAAUGCCGAGAGCCCUGUGCUCGGCCGCGGCCCCUCACACGACGAGGCACUCGCGACGACGAGAUCGGUGGCCAAGGACGAACCCCAGCCUGUGGCAUCGGAGCUGGUUCGACAGAGCAUCGAGACAGACAUUGACGAGGCUGUCGACCGGGGGUUCGAGGCAGAGCAGCGCAGAGACUUCUCAGAAGCCACGCCAACAGACACUUACAUGCCGGCUUUCGAGCCGACGACGGACUUCCGACGGUCGGUCUCGCGAGGCCUGCCGCCCGUGCAAGAAGAGACGUACGACGAGGAGGAGACGGGCGAAGAGCGCGGGCGCGGGCGACAGAGCUUCACGGCAGCGACACCAGUAACGCCCGAGGUCAACCGAGACAGCGGCUUCAUGAGUGACUCUUCGCACCGGCGCUCUUCACGAAAGACCAAGGUCGUCGUCGAGCAAGACAACCGAGACAGCGGCGUGCAUCUACGAGAGGAUGAAGACGGUUCACGCGAUGUGGCACGCAGCCCCGAGCCCGGCUGGUCGACGCCCAAGAACCGUAGCAUUACGGUACCGGAGGAGAGCUCGUCCAGGAGACUCCGACGGUCGCCGCUGUCCAAGGGCGAGCUGCGCGAGCGGGACCAUCCCAUGACCAAGACACCAGUGCUGCGCGAGCCCAGCCCACGCGACGUCACGCCCGAGCCUUACAAGACGAGGCGCCACAAGUCACCGGAGCGCGGCGUCGGCGGCGACGACAACAAGAGGUCGAGAUACCGCGACCUGAGCGCGGGCACGUCGGACGCAGGCGCAACUCUCUCGCGUGCGUCGGCCUUGACGCCGACAGGCACAGCAGUGAGCCGACGAAGCGUCUCUGACCAUGUGACGCGCAUUCAAUCACCGGCGCUGGGACCGGAGAGCAGCAUGGUCAGCAGCUCUGUGGGUGGAGGGGCUCUGGCACGACGAUCAGCGUCCAACACCAGCCUCUCGCUUUCCACAUCGCGUCACAGAACGCACACGCCCGAGCCGCUCACGCUCCGGCCAGACAGUCCAGGCUCUGUCGUCUCUGCCUCAGGCAUCUUCAACCGUCAGGCAUCAGCCACACCGCCCUUGAGGCGGGUGGACAAGCGUGUGAGUGGAGACCUCCGAUCUCUUCGCCAACGCAGCGAGCUCGACCUGGCUGCAGCAUCUCCCGGCGGUAGCGCCAGUGGGAGCCCGAGGAGCUCUGGCACCAGCACGAGCCCCGCUGCAGGUGGUGCAGGUGGUGCUGGCGCAGCUGUGCUCGCCGUCGCCGGUGUGGCCGCCGCCGCCGCUGCUGCUGCUGCUGCUGGCGCUGCCUCGAGCUCUUCUUCCUCUCAGCCCAACAACAACAACAACUCCUCCACCGCCAAACCCAAACCUGACCACGACAAGACCAAGUCCAACACCCCCGUGGCCAACGAGGGCCGUGUCCGUUCCAAGGACAUGCCUGACGUCUAUGAUGGCUUCGGUGAGGGCCGUCUCGGCUCACCUAGAUCACCCACGAGACCUCACUCGAUGCGACGUCGCCAGAGCAUGCAGGUUCUCGAACUCGAAUCCCGUCUUGAGCAAUUGACCGCCGAAAACCGCAUGCUCGCCGAGGCCAACGCCAAUGCCGGCCACAACACGACGCGCUCUGCCAACCCAGCUGCCCUCGCGGAACGCGACGCCCAGAUCGACCAGCUCAAGCAGUCGCUCGACUUUCUGCAAAAAGAGGUCGCGCGAUUGACCGAAGUCAACGAUGGCCUCAACAGCGCCAACUCGCAAUUGGCGUCUCAGCACAACGAGACGUCGCGCGCUCUCGAGACGUCGCGGACCGCCUACGACAACUACGGCGACUCGCUGCACCAGAAAGAUGCCGAGAUUGAGCGCCUGCGCGCCGAGCUCGAGGCCGCUAAGGAGCAGGUCCGCGAGAUGCAGCGUCAGAUCCUCGCCACCAAGGGCGCCACUGGCGGCGACUUCCUGCGCAUCCAAGACGUCGACCACUUCGACCACCGCUGUCAGCAGCUCUGCUCCCACGCCCAGCAGUGGGUGCUUCGCUUCUCCAAGUUUUCCGACAUGCGCGCCUGCCGCCUGACCAACGAGAUCAAUGACGAAAAGGUCAUUGACCGCCUCGACAAUGCCGUCCUCGACGGCUCCGACGUCGACAGGUACCUCGCCGACCGCGUCAAGCGUCGCGACAUCUUCAUGUCCAUGACCAUGAACAUGAUCUGGGAGUUUGUCUUUACCCGCUACCUCUUCGGCAUGGACCGCGAGCAGCGCCAGAAGCUCAAGUCGCUCGAGAAGCUCCUCACCGACGUCGGCCCACCCCAGGCCGUCCGCCAGUGGCGCGCCGUCACCCUGACGCUCCUCGCCCGCCGCGCCAGCUUCAAGGAGCAGCGCGACCUCGACACCGAGGCCGUCGUCCAGGCCAUCAUCCACACCCUCUCCACCGUCCUGCCCCCGCCCUCCAACAUGGAGGCCCAGAUCCAGUCCCAGCUGCGCCGCGUCAUGCGCGAGGCCGUCGAUCUCUCCAUCGAGAUGCGCACCCAACGCGCCGAGUACAUGAUGCUGCCCCCACUGCAGCCCACCUACGACGAGAAUGGCGAGCUCGCCGAGACGGUCACCUUCAACGCCUCUCUCAUGAAUGAACGCAGCAGCGAUGGCUCCGUCUCCAACGAGGACCUCGAGUCCCAAUCCGCCGUCGUGCGCGUCGUUCUGUUCCCUCUCGUCGUCAAGAAGGGCGACGACACGGGCGACGGCGAUGAGGAAAUCGUCGUCUGCCCCGCCCAGGUUCUUGUCGCCCGCAACCACGACAAGCGCCGCUCCCUCUCGGGCAACGCCGGCCGUCUGCUGACGCCCUCAAGCGACGCCGGCGGGGCCGCCCUGUCCUACACGAACCGCAGCGACAUCAGCAUGCGCACCGACGGCACCUACAACCCGCAGCAGGCUCGCACCCCCGAGGCCGAGUACUUUGCCGGCGGCAUCUGA